Molecule: messenger RNA, 2445 nt
Organism: Chaetura pelagica (chimney swift)
Lineage: Eukaryota; Metazoa; Chordata; Aves; Apodiformes; Apodidae
Gene: CASS4
Product: Cas scaffolding protein family member 4
Exons: 6
Coding region: 1-2445 (814 amino acids)
Biological process (GO): cell surface receptor protein tyrosine kinase signaling pathway; cell migration
Cellular component (GO): plasma membrane; cytoplasm
Molecular function (GO): protein binding
Source: RefSeq, a predicted model, not a curated record
AUGAAGGUCACUAACACCCUGGCCAAGGCGCUGUACGACAACAAGGCGGAGUGCUCGGAUGAGCUGGCCUUCCGCAAGGGGGACAUCCUGACUGUCCUGGACCAACACGUCAUUGGCAGCGAGGGCUGGUGGAAAUGUUCCCUGCAUGGCAGGCAGGGCCUGGCCCCUGCAAACCGCCUGCAGCUCCUCACUGCCUGCCAGGCUCUCCCACUGCCGCCUCCUGCCCGCGGCGACUUGGCGGAGUCCCCAGCAGGCCAGCAAAACAUCUACCAGGUGCCCUCCCUCCCCAAGCCUGCUGUGUCAUCAUCUACCUAUGAGAAGAUGGAAGGGUGGGUUAAAUCUCCAGCGAGGGUCUGUACCCUGCCUGCCCCAGGAAUGUACCAGGUACCAGCCUUGGCUGCACAGCUGCUCAGUGAAAGGACCCGAAGCUCAACAAACCAGCACCUGCUUACCCUUCCGAGAGCGUCCCGGGCUUCAGUCCCAAACAUCAGGAGUGAGGUGUAUGAUGUCCCCUCUGCCCAGCGCCGGGGGUCCCUGCUCGCACGGAGUGGUGCCACUCCCCCCACCGCACGGAAGGGAUCUGUGCUGCUCAGGUCCACUGAGCAUUUCCAGGAAGAGCAGGAGCAGCUUUACAGCAUCCUCUCCAGCCCAGAGAAAGCAGCAGGUGUUAUCCAGGAAGACCAACCAGUGAGUAAUUUAUAUGAUGUCCCUCCCAAAAGAGAAACUGGUAUCUCAGAAAAUGAAUCUCAGAAAAAGUUCUGGGGCCACUACAAUACCUUGCCAAAUCCUCGCAAGUCAGAAUGGAUUUAUGAUAUUCCAGUGUCUCCUGAAAAAACAGGAUUAAAACAAAACCCCUCUGGCCAUUCCUUGGAGAGCCAGGUGCUGUAUGAUACACCACCUGCCAGGUACAAGGCGCUGACAACAAACACUGAAGCCAAAGUUGUAAAUCCACAGUUAUAUGAUGUUCCACCAACACAAUGGAAAUCAACGUUUCCAGAGAUCCAUCUUUAUGAUGUUCCAUCCUCACGGGACAUGCUCCUUUUGCCACAGAAUGGUAGCUGUGAUGUAACCCCAAGUCUCCUGGCUUUAAAGGCUGAGAAACAGAUCUCUGGAGGGAACGUUUACGCUAUUCCAAAAGGUUUGCCCACUGCUUGGCAGUGCAAGAAAGAGAUGGAAGAAGCCAGUGAUAGUUCUGGAGAUCAAGUAUACAGCGCUCCUCCACAGCUCUCAAGAGAUGCCAAAUUAGAGCAAGACAGGUUAUCUGUUUCUAGUGCAGACAGCAGAAGCAGCACACACUCUACAUCCUCAAUCUCUUCUGCUGAGUCUAAUUCUACGUCAUCAUCUGAAGAGCCUGCCAAAGAAGUUAAACUGGAACUUGACGUAGCCAUAGAGACACUGACCAGGUUGCAGCACAGUGUAUCCAGCUCAGUUGCAAGUUUAAUGAUCUUUGUGAGUAGUAAAUGGAGAUUACAAGAGCACCUAGAGAAAAGCAUUGAAGAAAUCCAUAGAGCAGUGGAUCACAUAAAAGUGUCACUGGGAGAAUUCUUGGCUUUUGCUCAAGUUGUAAAGGCAAAUGCCUCUUAUCUCACUGAUAACAACCUGCAGACCAGAAUAAAAAAACAGCUAGAAAUUCUUAGUAACUCAUUCAAAAUCUUAACGGAAACAAGAGAAGCUCUAAACCACUGCAGCUGGUCACUGGAGGCUUUGGUCCUCAGGAAACCCCAGAACAACCCAGACGAUCUCGAUCGCUUUGUCAUGGUGGCCCGAACGAUCCCAGACGACAUCAAGAGGUUCGUGUCCAUCAUCAUUGCUAAUGGAAAGCUCCUCUUCAGAAAGAAUGAGAAGGAGCAAGAAAUGAAGCAAGCAAAAGUCAACCCAGAAUACAAAAUGGCAAAACAAAUUUCACUCCCAAGAAGAACAGAAAUAGAUUCACUUCAAAGAAAUGCUCCUGAUAAAUCCAACCAAGGUCGGGUCUUUUCUGAGAAACCACGAGAAAAUGCCACUGAGGACUGUGAAUAUGUUCAGUUGCAGGUUUUGCCAUCUGCAAAAAAGACCCUAGUUCAAAGCAAGGAGGAGUCUGCAAAGAAACUUGCUCUCUCAGAACACUGCAGGCUGUGUUUUGUUGCACUUCACAAGGCAAUCGGUGUAUUCACAAAUAGUCUGAGCACCAACCAGCCACCCGAAGUCUUCAUAUCCCACAGCAAACUGAUCAUUAUGGUGGGACAAAAGUUAGUGGAUUGUCUCUGCCAGGAAACCCAAGAAAGAGAUGCUCGGAACGACGUUCUCCACAGCAGCAGCAGGUUUUGCAGCCUCUUGAAGAAUCUGGCUCUUGCCACCAAAAAUGCUGCCAUUCAGUAUCCAAACCCAGAUGCCAUAAGGGAACUUCAGGGCCAAACUGAGGAGCUGUCUAAGUACACACAGCAGUUCAGAGCCACGAUGGAAUGA